CGAGGCCAAACAGCAGGCCUUUCGUAUUGCCUGCCGCACUGGGCGCAUGCGCAUCCUCAAGGCCAUCUAUGGCGACCAGGAAUCGGCCGAACAGUUGGGUCUCAAUGAGGACUUUUUGGCAGACACCCUCAAGGAGAUGUGCAGCGAUGCGCAGUCCUCGGAGGGCUUCAAGCCUGCGAAGAAGCACAAGCGCACGGACGACGCCAGAGGAGUGCUGCUAAGCCGCACGGAGGCGCAGGCCAUGGUGGCCUGGUCCCGUGGCGCCUCCCGGGGCUUCGCCGCGGCGCCGGCCGCGGCGGCGGCGGCGUGGCUGGUGCAACGGGGCGCCGCGGUGGAGCUGCUGCUGCCGGAGGCGGAAGGACAAGAGGCCUUGUCCAGUCGCCUGCGUGGCCUGGGGUUGCUGGCUGAGUUUGGGCCGGCCAUGUUGGAGACUGCCUCCAGUGAGCGCGCUGCUCACAUCGUGGAAGCCGUGGCCGGGUGUCUUCGAGACCCGGAGGCCUCGGGGCGCAAAGCCGCCGCGGAGACCCUGCUGAACUUCGGCCCUUCGGUGGCAAAGGCCUCCAGAGCCUUGCCACGGCUACUGCGGCUGGUGCAGAAGGACCCGGAAUGCUCGGUGCGGGAGGCCGCAGCCAAGGCUCUCGGCUGCCUGGGUCACGAUGGACUUCGCGCCAUGGAUGGCUUGGGGGAAGAUGUCGAGGUGCAAGGCCUAAAAGCCCUGACCAUUGGCACCAGUGGAAUGGUGGGAACAGUGCUGGCUGAUAGGCUGCCGGAUCGUUUGGAGGCAGCUGAGGCGGAGGACGAGCACGCGCUGCAAAGAAGGGUGCGUGUCGCGGAAGCGUUGGGCCUUCGGUGCGAGCUGGCCACGGAGCGGCAGCUUUUGGCGCUGGCACAGACCUUGCAGCGGGACCCGGAGCAGCAGCUGAGGGAGGCUUGCGCCUAUUCUCUUGGACAGAUCGGGAGAAACAAUAAAGGUCUGACGAGCUUGGCGCGAGCAGCUUUGGAAGUGGGGCUGGAGGACCCAGCAGGCUUUGUCAAAGAAGCUUCUGCGGCAGCACUGAAGAUGUUGCCCCAGCUUGGGGCUGAAGACUUUGAUGUGCCACAAAGCAUAUGGCAAUAAAA
Messenger RNA from Cladocopium goreaui, 1119 nucleotides. Lineage: Eukaryota; Dinophyceae; Suessiales; Symbiodiniaceae. The record is from the annotation of a GenBank genome assembly.